Heterobilharzia americana is the source of this 1683-nucleotide messenger RNA. Lineage: Eukaryota; Metazoa; Platyhelminthes; Trematoda; Strigeidida; Schistosomatidae. The record is from the annotation of a GenBank genome assembly.
AUGACAGGUCUCCUAAAGAUUCCUUCAAAAUAUUUGAGAGAAAAAAUAGCAUCGCUCAACCCAAAAUUUUCAAUUAAACCUUCAAUCCUCAAAAUUUUCAAUAAACCGAAGGCGACUGGGUCGUUAGAGUCAAUCCGAAUCCCGCCUGAAGUUGCACAGUUUACAUUAAAGAAUGCAUAUAUACCGCUCUCUCGAAGGACGCUAUUCCGAGAACUAUUGCAGGAUAAUAGCGUAGUAUUACAGUCCGAGAGGAAAAGUCUUGAAAAACUAGCAGUUUUUCUAGAUAAGAAGCUAGAAAGUCAGUUUCAGAUUCUUCAGAGUGAAUUUUCGCUUCUAUCCCAACCUGUUGAUACGAUUAGUUAUGCUGAAAAAAACAGUUUAUCUUCUCUCAACGACAAGGGUAAUAAUUCUAAUGAACUUGAUCGAGAAUUCUGGUUUCUCCGACGUUUAUCAAAUAUCGCUCCCGUAGCUGGUUUCAUUGAGGUAUCUCAAGAUCAAUUACAACAUGCCUGUACUUCGAUUAAAUCUAAAAAUCAUGGUUUAGUUGCGUAUGUAGACCCUGAUGAUUACGAUGUACUUCGUUUCUGGAUUCGUGGAUUUCAUCCGAAUUUCAAUGCCGGUGCUGCUUGUUCUACUAUUUUCACCUCGAAACAAUCUACUUCAAGCGAUAAUGAGAGCGUAAGCACGUUCAGUAAACUAUCUGUACGUGUUUCUCAUUUGGUAGGUAUACUGAUCAAAUCAAUAAAGCGUAGUUAUUCCCCAAAUAUAUACGGUUAUGAAUCCGUCGAUUCAGUGAUUGGUAAAUCGGAUGGAUUUUAUUUUGGUCGAGUAUUAAUGUGUGUACGAAGGAAAAACAGUGAUAACUUGGAUUUCAAACUUUUUGAGAAUGUACCCGUUACAGGUGUUGUACGCAACUCAAAUUUUGCCGACAAUUUACUCUACCUCUUGCCUAAUUUACGUACCGUUCCACUGAGUCAAAGUGCACGUUUCGUGAUUCUAAUGAGUACAGCUACUGCAGCAGGUUGUUUAGGCGUGAUUACUCCAAUUGCCUGGCUAUUUGACUCUAAUUACGACCUAGUAUUGGCUUGGUCUAUAGCUGCUAGUGCCAGUGCUGCAUCUAUCCUGUGCUUAGUAUGGGCUCGUUAUUGGCGUGCUCAAACUAAUCUGGCUAACAAUCUUAGGUAUAUGCAGUAUCUUUGUUGCCAAGCUUCUGGUUUACUAUCGAUUAAUAUUUUACUGAAAUUGGCAAAAGAACAAGAAUUUAAAGCAGCUCUACUCACUUAUGCCUUACUGCUUAGACCUACUGAGAGUAAUACUUCUUUGAGCCCUAUGCAAUUAGGCUUACGUGCUGAAUCUUGGAUUGCUAAACGUCUUUCACCUCAGCUUCACGUCUCAUUGCCAUCGUCAAUCGGUGCACCAAUCGAAAAUCACCCUCCAGAUUCACGUUUCAGUGGUGGCUCUGGACCUCUUUUUGAUCUAUCAUUUGAUGCAGAAAGAUCUCUUAUAAUACUCCGACGUUUAGACCUUGUACGCGGUUCUGAAUCGUCACCAAGUGCCGUACAUCCAGCAACAGCUUCUUUAGAAGUUCCAAACGACACUUCCAGUUCUGUUGGACUAGACCGUCUAUGGGUGAUUGAUCCAAUAAGUAUGGAGUCGGACUUAGGCUUCAAAAAACCACAUUAG